This is a messenger RNA of Pseudonaja textilis, 1735 nucleotides long. RefSeq names its product EEIG family member 2 (gene EEIG2). Lineage: Eukaryota; Metazoa; Chordata; Lepidosauria; Squamata; Elapidae. The record is from RefSeq and is a predicted model, not a curated record.
CUGGUUUGAACGCGGCCGGGCGGUUGUCGCCGGCGUCUCCUUCGCUCGUGAGGGAGGGCGCAGCAAGACGCAUGUCGUAGCAGCGCCCGCGCCGCCUGCCUCGGUGAAGACAGCGCGCGGGCGGGCGGGCGUGUUUUUCUUCCCUCUCUCUCUCUCUUUCUCUCUUCGCCCACCCGCCUCCUGCUGCUUUUCCUCCCGCUCCUCCCCUGCGUUGCCUGGUCACAAGGGCCGAAGAAACGACGGUUGUGUAGCAAUGGAGGAAGCGGCGGGGGGUUAACCAGAGACAAGAAGACGCCCGGGGUGAGGGGGUGGGGUGGGGUGGGGGGCGCUCCCCUUCGCCCUUGGCGGCGAGGGCUGCUUUCCCGCGCGCCUCCUUUCUUUGCCCGCCCCUGCCUCGCAUGGCUUUCAUGAUGAUGAAGAAGAAGAAGUUCAAAUUCCGCGUGGAGCUGGAACUGGACGAGCUCUCCUCGGUGCCCUUCGUCAACGGGAUCCUCUUCUGCAAGGUGCGGCUGCUGGACGGCGGGAGCUUCAGCGGAGAGUCCUCCAGGGAAGUGGUGCAAGCAAACUGUGUUCAUUGGAAGAAGAGGUUUUCAUUUAUAUGUAAAAUAAGCGCAAGUGCCACAACAGGGAUUCUGGAUCCCUGCAUCUGCAGAGUCUCUGUACGAAAGGAAUUAAAAGGAGGGAAAACUUAUGCAAAGUUGGGUUUUGCAGAUCUUAACCUGGCAGAGUUUGCUGGAUCAGGAAACACCACUCGCCGCUGCUUACUGGAAGGUUAUGAUACCAAAAACACAAGGCAGGACAAUUCAAUUCUCAAGAUCUUAAUCAGCAUGCAGCUAAUGUCUGGAGACCCUUGCUUUAAAACACCUCCAUCUACAGCAAUGUCUAUACCAAUUGCUGGAGAAUCAGAAUCCCUGCAUGAAGACAGAAAAGGUGCAGAGAACACUAAAGGAUCACAUUUGACUGUAUCAGAUUUUACAAACAAGAGCAUCUCAGCCCCAGAUGAACUUGGAGCAUGUGGACAUUCUAGGACUUCUAGUUAUGCAAGCCAACAAUCAAAAGUAUCAGGAUACAGUACUGAACAUUCCAGAUCAUCCAGUUUCUCUGAUCUCUGUCAUAAAAGAAAUACCUCUGUGGGAAGCACAUCAACUGGUAUAAGUAGUAUUCUAGAGCCAUGUGAAGAGGCUGAAUCCAGAAGCUCUGAGGAUAAUCUGAAAGCAACUAUGAAAGAUGCACUCUCAGAAAAUACAAACAGGCUACCAGUAAAACAGGAUUCUGUGGAAUCACAGCUGAAGAGGGUUGAUGCAACAAGAGUUGAUGCAGAUGAUAUUGUUGAAAAAAUACUGCAGACUCAAGACUUCAGUUUGGACUCAAGUGCAGAAGAAGAAGGACUAAGACUUUUUGUAGGUCCUGGAGGGAGCACUGCCUUUGGAAGUCAUCACUUACCUAAUAGAGUGGGAUCUGGAGCUUAUGAACAAGUAGUUAUAAAACGCUAGAAGAACUGGACUAAGUUGAUGGAUUUCCAGAAUUUAUUUCUCAAUAUUAUGAAGGAUGAAAUCUUCUGAAAGUUGGCAUACACUGGUAUGCCUGUUUAGAUACUUUAUACUGAAAAUAGCUUCUUCAGAAACCAUUUAUAAGGGCAAUUUCCCACCUUUUAGCAUACUGCUAAUUUGUUGGCAGAUUUGUUGAUGGAAUUGUAUUGUUCCAUAUGUAAACCAAAUUGGGGUGGGGGGUUUUU